Cherax quadricarinatus is the source of this 1533-nucleotide messenger RNA. The record is from RefSeq and is a predicted model, not a curated record. Lineage: Eukaryota; Metazoa; Arthropoda; Malacostraca; Decapoda; Parastacidae.
UGUACUGUUUUGUCGGUGGUUCAAGUGACUGACUGUAACUAGUGUGACUGUUUGUCGGUGGUUCACGUGACUGACUGUAACAAGUGUGACUGUUUGUCGGUGGUUCACGUGACUGGUACAAGUGUGACUGUGUUUGUCGGCUCUAGGCCAGACUCUCUGUGCUGUUUGUGUGCAACGCUGUGCAACAGCGUACAUCGCUGUGCAAUAGUGUACAAGGUUGUGCAACAGUGUACAAAGCUCUGCAACAGUGUAGAAGGUUGUGCAACAGUGUACAAGGUUGUGCAACAGUGUACAAAGCUCUGCAACAGUGUAGAAGGUUGUGCAACAGUGUACAAGGUUGUGCAACAGUGUACAAGGUUGUGCAACAGUGUACAAGGUUGUGCAACAGUGUACAAAGCUCUGCAACAGUGUACAAGUUUGUGCAACAGUAUACAAGGCUGUACAACAGUGUACAAGGCUGUGCAACUGUGUAAAACGCUGUGCAACAGUAUACAAGUCUGUGCAGCAGUGUACAACGUUGAGCAAUAGUGUACAAGGCCGUGCAACAGGAUACAAGGCUGUGCAACAGUAUACAAGGCUGUGCAACAGUGUAGAAGGCUGUGCAACAGUGUGCAAGGUUGUGCAACAGUGUACAACACUGUGCAACGUUGUGCAACAUGCGUUAUUGAUGCAGGAGUGGGCUGAGACCACGAUCUGUGCACUCUAAAACCAACAACAACACCGUGGGUCUACAGGAGUGGGCUGAGACCACGGUCUGUGCACACUGAAGCCCACACCGAGACUGACUGGAUGGAACUGGUAACUGGACGUAGUGGGUUACGGAGUGGGCGAGCCGUGGUGGGUCUCGAUGUGGUCACCAACACCCUCCCUCGCUCCUCAACCCACCAGUGCUGCCCACCCAGCCCACCACUCUCCUUGAGAACUCACGAGGACUCCUGUAGUGACUGCCAGGGCUGCCAGUCACAGAUAUUGCCCCCUGGUUCCCCCUUCCUAUCAUACCCCGCCCACCUGUACCCCAGCGUGGUGGCUAGUGGGUGGGGUGUGGGCGGCGGGGUGGGCGAAUGUACAACCUGCAGCCUGAUACCGCCGCCCCCGUGUGCCUGUCCUGAUCCACGGUGUGUGGGGGCGGCGCCCCCGCCCUGUUCUUGGACUUAUUUACAUCACCAGCACCAAGGGCAUGACGCCCACGUCGAUCACCACGCCCACGCCGCCCAUGGUCUGGACCUGCCUCGGGCCUCCUCGGUCUGUUCUCUGCCCAAACUUCUGAGUGUAGAGGAGCGACUGACAGCCGCCCUGGGACGUGUACCUGACUCUCACGACCACCUGAUAUCCCACGCCCACGGGAUACUUCCUGCCUCCUCCCGCCUCAGCAGGAGCCUUGAGGACCUACCGAAGGAUAUCAAGGAGCACAUCCUUAAGUGUCAGUGCUCCUGUGACCACUUAGGCUACGGCAACUUCUCGCGCGACCUCGCUACACCAUUCCUGGCUAGUAACGGGUGUUCUCGUGCCCUCAGACUAAUACCAGCAGGGUGA